AACGAACCCGAUUGUGUUUGACAUCACGCACAUGCAUGUCAUGCAUUAUUUUAUGUGUGUGCAUGUGCACGCGGGAUUCCCACUGAAACUGAGAGAAAACACAACAGAAAGUUUUUUUACUUCAUUUUUAGAUAAGUGUUCUUCUCAUUUGCUGAUGAAUUUUUAAAACAGUAGGGGAAAGAAGGACCUGAUUUACUUGUGUAAGUUGGACAGUCAUGGUAAUGGCCACCAACCCUCAGUCUGCGCCCUCAGCUGCGCCGGCCGGUGCGCAGAGAACUGCAGCGCCCAACACGUCCGACGCCAAUAUCGCAGGAAACAACGCCGUGGUCAGUCCCGAGUCCGUCGGCCGAGAGUUCGUGCGUCAGUAUUACACGCUGUUGAACCGAGGGCCCGAGCACUUACACAGGUUUUAUUUGAAUAACUCGUCGUUUGUGCAUGGUGGUGUGGACCCUGAUGGUAAUCCUGAGGAGCCUGUCUAUGGUCAGAUGGACAUCAAUGAGAAGAUCUUGUCCCUCAACUUCCGUGACUGUCAUGCUAAGAUCAGGCAGGUGGAUAGCCACGCUACGCUGGGAGAAGGGGUGGUGGUCCAGGUGACUGGAGAGUUGUCCAACAACGGAGAGCCGAUGCGUCGCUUCAUGCAGACCUUUGUGCUGGCGCCUCAGUCUGCUAAGAAGUACUACGUACGCAAUGACAUCUUCCGUUACCAGGACGAGGUCUUCAACGACACCGACUCGGAGCCGGAGAAUGACGGAUGCGGCAGUGUGUCUGAGGGUGAGGAGGCGACCGCUGAGCAGCCCAUCAGCACUGACAUCUCGGUGCAGGAUGCAACGGUCAGUUCUUACUACGAGCCCCAUCAGCCCGUCGUCAGCAAUGGCACGGCCCAUCUGGAAUCACCCGAGACGACCCCGACCAAGCCUGCGGAGAUCAGCGAUCCGGUUGGCAUGGAGAUCACCCAGGAGUCGCCCCCGACGAUAAGCGAGGAGGUUGCCCAACCGCCGGCGCCGGCCAUGGACAACCAUGAGCAAGAACCGGAGGAGGAGCAACCGGAGCCGGAGGAACCUGUUGACAAGGGUCCCAAGGUGCCGUCAUGGGCUGACAAAGCUCGGAAUGUCCCCACGGCUGCCUCCACUCCUCCUAGCUCCAACUAUCCCUCCAUGCAGACUCAACCGGUCCCAAACCAGAAGCCGUCGGAACCCUCGGCCCAAGCCAGCAACCCUGGGGGGCCUCCCCGGGGCGGGGGCAUGGAGCCACUCCCCCAGCGGGAACCCCGGCGAGACCGUGACCGCGAGGGUCAGCGGGACCUGCGGGGGCGCCCUACCGGGGGACGGAGACCGAUGGAGGGCCCGGAGCAAGGCAACCGGCCGCGAGCGCCGCAGAACCCCGACAGUCAUCAGCUGUUCGUGGGGAAUCUGCCCCAGGAUGUCAACGAUGAGGAACUGAGAGAAUUCUUCUCAACUUUUGGCACGGUGUUGGACAUGCGUAUCAACAGGAACACUGGUCCCAAACCUCUGCCCUACUUUGGCUUCAUCGUGUUCUCGGACCGCCUUCCGGUUCAGACCAUCCUGAAACAGAAGACGAAAGGGCCCAUCCUGCUUCGCGGCGAGCACCGUCUGAACGUGGAAGAAAAGAAGACCAAGAGGCCCGGUAGCGGGGGUCCCCCAAGGGGCGGAGCCUCUGGAAGAGGCGGUCCCAGAGGCGGCAUGGGAGGCGGGAUCAACAAAGGAGGUGGUCCUGGGCGUGGUUACAACCCACAACGCUAAGGUUUAGUACAUAGGGGAUUUACGAAACCUCGACUUUGUCCCCGACUUCAGUUUCCGGCUCCGUUGUGUUUGAUUUCAACAAGAGUCAGGCAAAUCAUGGGCUGGAGACAAAGUCGAAAUGAAAACGGGGUUUCGCAAAACUUCUAGACUGAGGGUAGUGAUUGGUGUUGAUUGAUUGGUUCAGUGGGCGGAGACUGGAAUCAAACGGGGGGGGGGGGCAAAUGUAAAAAUUUAUAAGCUGUGCAAAACAAUUUAUUAUCUACUCAUUAAUAGUUUUUCAAGACAGUUUAUUGCACCAUUGAAUUAUAGAAAGGAACAGUUUGAUGGCAACAGCAAAUUGUAGAAACGACGUGAUUUUGUGUGUAAUUUUAUAAUCCUGGGAAGGAAUGUACAUUUGUAGCAGCUGAACACUAACAAAGUAUACUAUAUUAUCUCGACGUGCACAGUCUAUUUUAUUGUGCUGUACAGUGCGGUAAUUAAAAAAAAAUACAGAGACUCGAUGAUGAAAAUAGCGUUGAAAAAAUGUGUUCGUUUCCGGUCUCCGCCCAAACCAACGGAUAAAAAUUACCGAAAAAAUUCUGUGCUGUGAAGUCGUUUUUGUUGUAUGCAAUUCUGAAAGCACCCCUAGUUUGUUUUUUACCCCCAUUUUUUCUAGCGACUAUUCUACACAAUUUCAACAUUAAAACCAUCAACACAGUAUGGAUUGAACAAUAUAAAAUUGCUCUGUUAAGUGUAAUAUUUGUUUUUUAUUUUGAAUUACCAAAUUGACCGUAAGUUAAACGCAUAAAAAAAACCAGUGCCUUCUUUAUCCAGUAUAGUAUUAUCGAUGGAUUUACCUGCAAAAUAUUUAUACAAGACGCAUGUUCGGCAAACACUGGUGAUUUGUGCAUGAGAACAUGGCAUAAAAUGACAUAUUGUUUCCUAAGUAGAUCGGAAAUCUUUGCCAUGACAAUUUGUUUAUUUAUACAUUUUUACAUUUUGGGGGACUUAAUAAGGUGACGUUUGAAUUUUUGCCUCUGUAGUUUGAUCUCAAAAGGCUUUUUUUACACUAGACAAAUCUUGGCGCGAGGUUGCAAACAUGUGGCUUUCACACUUGACAUUUUUCAGCCCUACAUCAACCCUGAGAUUGAUUUUGCCCCGGGUUGAACUCAACCCUGCUCCAGAACAGGGUUGGGAUUUUCGACCCAGGUUGAAACUCUCGCCAGGGUUCAAAACAGUAGUAACCAAGUGAAAUAAGCUUGGUUUGCACGAAACAAGUGUGAAACGAUGCGGGGUUGAAAAUUAAAAAGUCAAUUUGGGGACCCAAGGCCCGGGGUUGAGUUCAACCUUGAUCGAGUUCAACCUGGGUCGAGUUCAACCCGGGUGGAAUUCAACCCGGGUCGAAUUCAACCCGGGUCAAGUUCAACCGGGGUCAAGUUCAACCCAGGUCGAGUCAACCCGGGUCGAAUACAUCCCGAGUUUAGAGGCUCUAGUGUGAAAAGGCCUUAAGCAGCGAUGUCUAAAAUUGCCAAAAUCAGCAGUUUGUCAGAACCAGUUUGUGCAUAUGGCGUCAUUAUUAAAAGCCCGUUUUGUUUUUCAAAAACCCUAUUUUUCUAAAUGCAAAAGACAAGCGUCUAUAUGUAAUAAUCCUACUUGUUGACGCGGUUUCAUCAGAGAUUUCCUUGUUGUUCAUCCGCAUUCAGAAUUGCAUGCAGAUCUGUUUAUAUUUUCUGUAAGUCCUUUUUUUUCACCAUUUUUUUUUUAAUGGUUGAGCACUACUUACAAUUUCAUAAUCAUUUUUUUUCCACUAAAAAAUGUCUGUUUUUUAUAUCAACAACCACUCCCGACCUUUCUAUAACUAGUUGUUUUUUUGUUUUUUUCAGAACAUUUCGUGUAUAAUCUGGACUGGUUUUGGAAUGUAAAUUUUAGAUUAUGAAAAAUGCUGACUAAAUUGUAGUUGCUUGUGCAAAACCCAAACCCCAAAAUUUUGAAAUGGGAGCAUCGUUUUUUCUUCAGUUUUUGGGUAGCUGUUAAAGAAGUGAACACGUUUUCUGUAAAUGAAGAUCUGAGAAGAUCUGCUCCAGGCUUUAAAAGCAAGGGCAAAAAGAUGUUUUAUUUUGUCAUACCACAAUUUUCUUGUGAUUAAAAUUUCCCAACUUAAAAUUCCGAGCAAAUGGUAAGGUUACAAUAUUUUUAUUUUGAAAUCUGAUUUCUUGAAUAAAUUCUUAUUAUUAAAAUUUACAAGUUCACAUUAUUGAGGAUAAACACGAAAAGAUACAAAGCUUGCCCAGUUGUGGAAGGGUUAACCCUAACUCCCUACUGGCUUUUAUGAAGUACCGGUUUAAGUCCACCAAAUUUCAUCAAUCACUAGUUUCCAAUGCAUGCUUUGCCUCCAGGCCCAAGCCCAUCAUACUCAAUCAAAUUUAGUCACACCAGGCCUGCAGGACCAAGUCCCCCAAAUCCACCAAAAAAUCAGGGGAUGGAUUUCGGUGGAGUUGGGGGAAGUUAGGUUUAAAGUUCAAAAUUUCACCCAAAAAGGAAACAAUAAAAUUAAUCCUUGAGUUAUCUUUAAAUAUGUCGAAACCUUUUUUUGUUUUUGUUUUCGGUUCAGAAUCUGCAAUUUUUUUUUUCUCAAAUGAAACAUUUCUGGUGCUUAGGAAAUUGAUUGUGUAGCAAUUUCUUUGAAUACAGUAUACAGUAAGUGGAUGUGAAGGUCUCGCAACUAUUCUGUUGCGUGAUCUUUGCCUUCCUAAGAUUUUUAUUAUUAUUAUUAUUAUUAUUAUUUUUUUUUGGUUGAGAGAGGAGUGAGGGUGGUUUGGGGGGGAGGGGUAGGGGAGGGUAUGUCUUGUACAUGUAUUUGGGGUGGGCGGGAUAAUUAAUAUUAAAAGAAAAAGGAUUUUUUCGGAGGCAGGAUGUCAGAUGGCUGCAAGGGGAAAAAUAUCAAAAACGUAAAUUUGUGGCAAAAUUUGUAUGCGUUCAUACUGGCAAAAAUCGACGAAAAUAUGGGAAAGAGUUUUGUACAUUCAGAUAUGGAUGUCAUGGGGUGUUCUAGCUAUGGGAGAUUUUUUUUAUCAAAAACGGGGCAGGGAAGGAUAUUUUGGAGGGGUUUGAGGAAGUUAUGAUCCGGUUGAAAGUUCUGCAACAAGUUAUAGCCUGAUCAAACUUUUUCGCAUUGUCAGGUUAACACUUUCACUUUAGAAAUCUCGCUAUUGACGUAUUUCUUGGGACAUUGAUCAUAACCAAGUUUCCAGGGAACCAUUUUGCUAUUGAGACAAUAGUAAAGACUUCUGUGUUAUUAAUGACACACAAAGUGAGACGUAUUUGGGGGCUAGUACGAUGAACACUAAAUUUUGUAAAAAAAAAAAAAAAAAAAAGGAAGAAAAAAAGGGAAGUGAUUUUGUUAGGUAUUACUGUGUCUGUUUAUGUGCAGCGUGAGGUUCCACCUCGUUCGGGUUGCUUGUGAAGAGGACGCUUAUUGUUUACAGAGAUUCGUCGGUCGACAUAUUAUUUAUGAGAUAGUUGCACUUUAAAGCCUUGAUUCUGUGUACGUGUUAACGUGAUUGUGUGGCAACAUCUUGUUAAGGUUGGAAGGUUACUGCUGGUUUCCUAACCAGUUGUGUACAGCUUUCAACCAACCAAGAAAAAAAACAGACUUUUUUGUACACCUGCAAGUUUGUAGUCUGUUUUAGAUACUUCAAACUAGCAACGAUGGCAUACACACACAGACGUGUUAACACCAGUAACCUGUUUUUUGUCACACUUUCUAAGAUGACCAGACGUAUUUUCUGUUUCGUUUAUACUUGUUUAUAGAUACACUGUCUCGUAAAUGAAGAAAAGUCAAGCCAAUUGCACUGGUUUUGUUGGUAAACUUCUGCCAGUUGUAAGCAUGAUCAGCGAUAAUUCUGGUGGAGAAAAGUUAGGGGUGUUGAUUUUGAAACUUCAGAACUUGCUGAAGUUCGACUACAUGUUAAAGCAGACAGUGUUCAUGGUUAACAUAUGUUAACUAUAAUGUUUAUGGUUAACAUAUGUUAACUUUAUAUGUGAACCAUAGCAUGAGUCCUAUUUUAAUAGAACAACUUGUUUUACACUGAAUAAGUUUGAAUCUUGUUUUACAUCCGGCAUUUUCCAAAUAAAACAGUGCAUCUGGCUUUAAAAAAAAAUAAUUAAAUUUCUGUUGUUACUUUACGUUUUUGUGGUCUGGUGUAAGUACGGGAAAAAUUUGGCAGUGAAGCAUGGGUGAAUGAUCGAACAUCCUGGACAUGAACAGCUCAUACCGUUAUGUGAAACUGUAAAUGAUUGGUUGGGAUUUUAACUUAAUUAUGCGUACAUGAAGAUAACGGACCAAUCAAAAUGAUUAACUAAAUAGCACAAACUCACAUAUGUGUAAUGUAUAAUGAUUGGUUUAAAUCUUGAAUUUUGUUUUUUAUUCAGCCAAUCACAUGAGAGCUGACACAAUCGUAUCUGAUUGGUCAAUAUCCAUCUGAAGACUGUCAGUCUUUUGUAACAGUUCACAUGAUUGGACAUGUUCAAACUUGGUUAAGAGCACUAUCCAAUCAUGAUCAGACUUGCAUGUGUACAUGGGUAGUUCGUGAAAAUGGUAAGGAUCUGCCACCGUGGUUGUCACGAUGCCAUUUUGGAGCCCACUUCAUGUUUAACAUUAAUGUUUUAGCUCAAAGUUCCGAUUGAGCUCAUGUCUGUUUAGCUGUUGUUGUUAUUAAAGGAGAAAAAGAAAAACACAAUUCUUGAACAAGCACGGAAUAAGUCCAGUUUGGAACUGUUAUUUGUGAUCAUAACCAAAAUAAUUUGCCAACAAUUUUAUGAUAUUUAAUACUUGUACAUUUCUUUAAAAAAAAAAAAUAUAAGAGAAAGCAAUGACAAAAGACAGAAGUUGGCGUAAUUUCCAAGCAGAUUCUAAACAAAAAUAAUCACAGUUAUUUUGCCGUGACAUUCCGUGCUUAAUUAUAAAGUUGAAAUACUUUAUGGACAAAGCAUUAUCAAAGGUAUCUCUUUGUUGUAAAUGCCUUUUAAGCUGACGAAAAAAACUGAAACUGUGGAAUUUUUCGUUUGAUCUCAAAUCCCCCCAUUGUUUUGUAUUUAAAAUUUAAUGCAAUCCAUAAUUAGGCCAAAUUGAACUUAUGUUUUCUUUCCUGCAGUUGAGUUUAAAAAAAAAAGGUUUGUAAAUCCCGGACCUUUUUUUACACUAGGUUGUGGAUUUUUUGAACACAGGGGAAAGUUAUGAUGUUACAGUCUCGUGAGGCUAGUGGUGGUUUUGUGGCAACUAACUUCACUUACCUCAAAACAUGUCUGCUCGAUACUUUGAAACUUCCUGGAAAAUUUGUUUUCAUGAAAUCCUUCUUGUUUUCUCCAGUUGGUUCGAAUCGUACUCCAAUUCAAAUCAAGUGUGUUCCUCAAAAUGUUUUUGGUAUCGACGACAUUUUACCGAGACCUGUUUUGAAAUCAAACCUUUUCCCAGUAGACAGGCACUCCACUUACUUUGUGUUCAAUAUACAGGAAAGAAGCCGGGGUACUAUGCUGGGGGUCAUAGUUCAGGCUUAUAAAAAUCAGAGUAUCGUGUUGGCAUGGCUACAUAUCUGAAGUUAGAUUUUGCUAAAACUUUCCACUGUGUUUGCUUUGUGUAGAACCGACUGAUAUGACAUGUAAUGCCAUAUGUGCUUUAUUUGAGUUGCGAUAGUAUAAACAAUAAACCAGGUCCCUUAUUAGACAUCUAUUGACACAUUAA
Molecule: messenger RNA, 7479 nt
Organism: Patiria miniata (bat star)
Lineage: Eukaryota; Metazoa; Echinodermata; Asteroidea; Valvatida; Asterinidae
Product: ras GTPase-activating protein-binding protein 1-like
Exons: 11
Coding region: 216-1760 (514 amino acids)
Cellular component (GO): cytosol; ribonucleoprotein complex
Molecular function (GO): mRNA binding
Source: RefSeq, a predicted model, not a curated record